GCUGAUAAACGCGCCCCGUUUGUCAACAUACCAUCAUUUUCGUUCUCUCUUUCUUUUUUCUUCGUCCCUGCGGUGCUGCUGCUGCUGCUGCUUGCUCGAAGUACCAGCUGCCGAUGCCACUGCGCACAUUCCCCCACACGCUUCAAACUCUGGCUUGAUCUCUCCCUUCCCGGCUUCAAGCUAUUUUCCUUUCGAGCUGAUAUAUCAUAUAUCUAUCCAUCGCCUUGUGCUCUCCUCCGAGAGCUUUCCAAUCCUCCUCGGACUCUCUCUAAAUCUCUCCACCUGUGCUUGAGUGACUCACUCGGAUGUUUCUAACUUGGUCGGAGCGUGUGAACGAAGAUCUAUCCGGAUAACUUUAGCUGCAAGCCUUGUUUGACCGGACGUGUUCUCUGGUGAAUUUGCACUCUGGAGCUUUGGCAGCAGCAGCACCCCAGUAGUAGUAGCAGCAUCAAGGUUCCAUUUUCUAUCCCACCUCUCUCUUUCUUUUCUAUAGCAGUCUUUCACGAAGCUCGAGCAAAGCGUGUUCCUGAAUGCGUGCCCGCCGCUGUAAAAGAAUUCCCCGGGUUCUCACUGUAGACUGGACACGCUUCCUGUUUCCUUCCCGUUGUUUCUUCGCUCUCUUGGUUUUCAUUGUCACUGAGGCGCCUGCUUGAUCUCCUCUCACUCCACUUCGCAAAUUCCAGUGCCUUUUCCAGGAUCCAGCACCAGUGUUGACUAAGUCUUGCAGUCUCGAUCAUGCUCGUGGCUUCUAGAGCCGAGCGCUCGUGUGCAGUGUAAGAGAGUCUCGCUUAUCUGUAGCUCAGGAGGAAGCUUUCGGCUAUCGACGUCCGUGCAGCAUCAGGUCUCUCCUCUUGGUCGGUUCUCGCGCUGUUUGGAACAAGUCGGGCCGCUCGAGAGCGAGAAAUUGUGCGAUCGAAGAGUACACAUGAAAGCUUCGCAGGCGUUCGUCUAAAUGUCCAGUCUGAUGCUCUCCGAGUCGACGCAGCAGCACUUGUCCUCGGCCUGGAAUCCCGUCGGUAGUAGCAUGCUAUGCAAGCCAGAGACAUUCUCCGCGAGCUUUCACGACCCCUUUGAUCAGUCUUCCUUCUUCUCUUCGUCAUCGUCUUCCCUCGAACAACAGCAGCAGCAGCAGCAACAGCACGACGUUUUGCUUCCAUCGCCUCGUCUCAUCAGGUAUGCUCAUCAUCUGUGGAGCAAUUCGGGAUCGCCCAAGGCGCUGGAGCUGAAGAAUCCCGAGAUUUUGCGAAAGACCUCGUCGCCAUCGUCCUCCACUUCGCAGAUCACUAACGAGGCCAUGGAGGGCCGCAUCCCCAAGCAAGAACUCUCGGAGAGCGAGCUCGACGCGAUCCUUCGAACGCUCUCCCACCAGCAGCAACAAAGUCACGCUUCCACUGUUGCUUCUUCCGGAAUUCCAUUCCACGAGUUGGCCGAUCCCGACCACCACCACCACCACCACAGUCAACAAGCUCCUCCCUCCUCGUCUGGAUUGCAAACUCAAACCGCUGCCACGGCUGGAUCUCUCUGGAACUUCCCCGAGCAGGAUCCAUUCAGCUCGUCACCGCCGGAUCACCACCCAUUCGCCUUCCACGCCGCGACCAACAGCGAUCACAAAGACUCCAGCCAGUUCUCGUGGAGCUUCUCGGAUCAACAGCAAGCGCCGCGCGAUCGCCAGCAGCAGCAGCAGCAGCAACAAUGGUUCUCGCAGCUCCAAUCUUUUGGAAAUCCUGCCGAUGAUCCAGCUCCACCUCUCUACUUCCAGACACAGCCACAGCAGCAGCACAUGCCCGGUCAAGGCAUCCUCGGCGCGCCACCGUUAUUCAUCCCGGAUCACCUGGAAUUCGAGGAGAAGCCCAUCCUCGGCGGCGGCGCGGCUGCCACAGGCCUACCUGGAACACCGAAUUCUUCCACAUCCUCGUCGCUCAGUGACGGGCCCGACGAUCAAGACGCCAGAACUGCCGCCGCUGCCGCCGCUCCUGCGAGCCCGUCAUUGGGAUCCGGAGCGCCAAAUGUCGCUGUUGGGAGCUCCAAGCGCAAGAUGCCGCACAAUGGAUCCGGCGAUGGCGGUGAUCCAGACGCGAAACCCUCGCCCGGUGGUGGAGACAAGAAGACCAGCGCCAAGCCGCGCAAGAAAGGCCAGAAGAGGAUCCGCGAGCCGCGCUAUGCGAUCCAGACGCGCAGCGAGGUGGAUAUCAUGGACGAUGGCUACCGGUGGAGGAAGUAUGGGCAGAAGGCCGUCAAGAACAGCCCUCAUCCCAGGAGCUACUAUCGGUGUACCAACACGAAGUGCCCCGUGAAGAAGCGCGUGGAGCGUUCUUCCGAGGAUCAAGGACUGGUGAUCACAACUUAUGAAGGGAUCCACAACCAUCAUAGCCCUGCCGUGCUGCGCAGCUCCGCCGAAGCUGCUCAGUAUGCAGAGCGAUCGUUUGCUGGUUACUCGCUCUACUCGGCUGGAUUGCUCCAUCACCACCUCAACUUUGCGGCUCCGCCGCCACCACUGCCGCCGCAUAACUUCUCCACCGCCUCCUCCGCCAGGACCAACUUCGAUCUCACAAUGCAGCUCACGAGAAAUUCCAGCCAGCAGCAGCAGAUGUAUCGACCGGAUCAACUGGAGCACCAUCACCACCUCCAGCUCCAACACGCUCAAGAACAGCACGAAAACGUUGGGAGUGGCAGGGUGGCGGACGAGGGCCUCCUCGAGGACAUGGUUCCAACGAGCUCACGAACGAGGAACUUAUGAUAUAUUCGAUUCGAUCGAGAUCAUCGUGGGACCAAGUUCAAUCGGAGCCGAGAGCUCUAUCGAUCUGAUCAUCAAAUCACUGACACAAAAGCUGAUCAAUGCGGAAAACAUCACCGAAUAACUUUUGGGAGGAUCGUUUUCGCUCGAUGCUGACUCGAAACGAUUUUGCAGACCUCAUGUGCAUUACAAUGAAAAUGGAUCGACCCUAUCUCAGUGUACGGGAGUUUACGUGUGCAUGGAUAGGUGUGUUCUCACAACCUCCAGUAGAAGUUCAUACACCCAAUCCAUGAUGAUUCCCGGAUGUACGAAGAUUAUUCCCGGCUAGAGAUUCCCCGCUCCACUAGCCCAACAUGCAUGCAUGUGGUACGGCCGCGGCUAUCCAGGAAACAUCGAAUAAACAAAAGAAAGG
Selaginella moellendorffii is the source of this 3146-nucleotide messenger RNA. RefSeq names its product probable WRKY transcription factor 23. The transcript is spliced from 3 exons. Gene Ontology annotation, molecular function: DNA-binding transcription factor activity; sequence-specific DNA binding. Bases 953 to 2737 code for a protein of 594 amino acids. The record is from RefSeq and is a predicted model, not a curated record. Gene Ontology annotation, biological process: regulation of DNA-templated transcription. NCBI's taxonomy places the organism in Eukaryota, Viridiplantae, Streptophyta, Lycopodiopsida, Selaginellales, Selaginellaceae.